Molecule: messenger RNA, 930 nt
Organism: Dovyalis caffra
Lineage: Eukaryota; Viridiplantae; Streptophyta; Magnoliopsida; Malpighiales; Salicaceae
Source: the annotation of a GenBank genome assembly
AUGGAAGGACUUGUAAGUAAGAUUGAAGUGGAGAGAGGGUGGGGUGAGCGAGUAGAGUCGAGACAUACUGUUGUCAUCGUAGACCGGCGUGUGUUGCUGAAAUUGACCAAUGGUCCCGAUAAACCAUUUGUUCGCAUCAUACCCCGACGAGAUGACAUUAAUGGACUUGGGAAUGCCAUAGUGAAGGAAGUUGAGAAAGACCAGGAGGAAAAUGUCAGACAAUUGAUUGGGGUUUUGCACCCUGAAGGAUCAGUUGAAGAUGUAUACAAAGCUGAAGUUGCUUGGCUACCCGAGACAAGCAACUUAAUUAUUUCCAAAAUAUAUGGAUCCAUAUAUUUUUUAUCAGAGAUGGGGCAAUCUUUAUUGGAUUUUGGCAAGGCAGCAAAGCUUCUUGGUGCUUGUGAAGAAGAUGCCCUAGGAAAGGCAUUUUCUAAGCUUGCGACUAAAUCAGAUGCAUUAUCAGUUAAGCUGCUGAAGGAGGCCCAUCAACUCCUGAUGAAUUUCCAAGAACCAUUGAAAGAUUAUGUUUCUGCUGUCCAAUCUAUUAAGGCAAGUUUGGCUACCGUAGCUGAGCGGGCCAAUGCCUUCAGGCUUCAAUUUGAACCGGCUGAAACAAUAAAGUUGAAAGAGAUAAAUCUUGACAAACUUGUGCCAGCACGUUCUGACAAAGCAGCAGAAGCGGAGCAUGCGGACGAGGAGGCAAACUAUCUUAUGUCGGAGAGUGAGGAAGCAACAAGAAGGUUUGAGACAAUUGUUAGACAAAUGAACGAAGAGAUUGUGCGCUUUCAAGAACAGAAAACAUUGGAUAUGGGGAUUGCUCUUCAUGAAUUUGCGGAAGGACAGCACGUUUGGCCAAUAGCAUUGCAGAUGCUUGGAGAAGUCUUCUUCCUAAACUUGAAGCGUGUUCCAUUAAUGAAUACCAAAAAAUGA